CCCUCAUUUCAGGGUUAACAUACUCAGAGUUUUCACUUAACCUCCUUUCUGAAAUGGGCCCCAGAUCUCCUGGGUCAAAUUGGGUUUUUUAAAUUAAGGGAUUAAUUGCCAGUUUGACAGUUUGAGACAUGUCCUGAAGUGAAGAGUGAGCAAUAUUGAGAAGGCUUCUCAAAUUACUUUCAGUAGCUUAGUGGGUAUACGAUGGUUUUGAUGGUUAAGUUAGUUUUGAUGCUUUACAUGUAUAAAUGUUUUGAUCUUUUGCUUUGUGCCAUUAAAGUGGUGUUAACUUUUUUUGGUGUCUUUUUUCACCUUAGACCUGAUGGCACUGAAAGAGGAGAGUGAAGUAUGGAAUGAAAUAGAAGAGAAAGAUCAACAUAACAAUCAUCAUGAUGUCUUUGCUGGAGAAAAAUUGUGUAGUUGCUCACAGCCUGAAAACAAUUCCUCACAAAACAUGGCUCAAAAGACAGGGAUUAGAAGUCAUUUCAGCUGCAAACAGUGUGGAAACAGGUUCAAACUAAAAGGAAACUUUAACAGGCACAUGAAAAUUCACACUGAGAAGCCUUACACAUGCCCUCAGUGUGGAAAGAGUUUCAUUCAGAAAGGACACUUUAUAGACCACUUGAGAAUUCACUCUGGAGAGAAACCCUAUACAUGCCUUCAGUGUGGAAAGAGUUUUGAUCAACAUGUAAGCCUUAAAGUCCACAUGAAAGUUCACACCGGAGAGAAGACUUACACCUGCCAACAGUGUGGAAAAAGAUUCACCCAAAAAGGAAGUCUUAAUUACCACAUGAGAAUUCACACUGGACAGAAGCCUUACACCUGCCAACAGUGUGGAAAGAGCUUCAAUCAGAAAGGACACUUUAAAGACCACAUAAGAAUUCACACUGGAGAGAAGCCUUUCACCUGCCAACAAUGUAGAAAAAGUUUCAACCAAAUAGGAAUCCUUAACAGGCACAUGAGAAUUCACAAUAGAGAGAAGCCUUACACCUGCCAACAGUGUGGAAAGAGUUUCACUGAACAUGGAAGCCUUUUAGUCCACAUGACAAUUCACACUGGAGAGAAGCCUUACACCUGCCAACAGUGUGGAAUAAGUUUCACUAUUAAAGGAAGCCUUAAGAGGCACAUGAGAAUUCACAAUAGAUCAAAGCCUUACACAUGCCAUCAGUGUGGAAAUAGUUUCACUGAAAAUGGAAGCCUUGUAGUCCACAUGAGAAUUCACACCGGAGAGAAGCCUUACACCUGCCAACAGUGUGGAAAAAGCUUCACUCUUAAAGGAAACCUUAACAGGCACAUGAGAAAUCCCAAUAGAGAGAUGCCUUACAUAUGCCUUCAGUGUGGAAAGAGUUUCACUGAACAUGGAAAACUUGAAGUCCACAUGGGAGUUCACACUGGAGAGAAGCCUUAUACAUACUCUCUGCUUGGAAAGACUAUUAUUCAAGAAAGGAAUCAUAAAGUCCACAUGAAAGUUCACACCGAAGAGAAACCCUACACCUGCCAACAGUGUGGAAAAAGUUUCACCCAAAAAGGAAACCUUGACAGGCACAUGAAAAUUCACACUGGAGAAAAGCCUUACAUGUGCCUUCAGUGUGGAAAGAGUUUCAUUCAGAAAGGACAAUUUAAAGUCCACUUGAGAAUUCACUCUGGAGAGAAACCCUAUACAUGCUCUCAAUGUGGAAAGGGUUUCAACCAGAAAGGACACUAUGCAGUCCACAUAAGAAUUCACACUGGAGAAAAGCCUUACACCUGCCAACAGUGUGGAAAAAGUUUCAACCAAAAAGGAAUCCUUAACAGUCACAGGAGAAUUCACAAUAGAGAGAUACCUUACACGUGCCCUCAGUGUGGAAAGAGUUUCACUAAAUAUGGAAACCUUGUAAUCUACAUGAGAGUUCACACGGGAGAGAAGCCAUUUAUAUGUGGUCAAGGUACAAAGAAUUUCAGAUAUAAAGAAACACUUGAGUACCGCACAAGGAUUCAUUUGUAAGAGAACGGUUUUAUAUGUCUUCAGUGUGGAAUGAGUUACACAGACAGGAAACAACUUGGGAAUCCUGUAAUAACUUACAGCAGAGAAAAGCCUUUCAUGGGCCAUCACAGUGGAAAGACUUGCAGAAAUAAAGCAAACCUUGAGGUUCACAUAAGCAUCCCUGAUAUACUCUGGCAGAGUUGUUUUUGGUUCUUUGCUUAGGGGUUAAAAAAAGUUCAAAAUCCCAGAGAAGCAGACUUGGGAAACAUCCCAAGUGGCUUUUAGAUAAAUAUGUAAAUAUGUGUUGCACAUUUUCCUUUCAACAAAAAAAAUAAACCCGAUGA
Ctenopharyngodon idella (grass carp) is the source of this 2304-nucleotide messenger RNA. RefSeq names its product gastrula zinc finger protein XlCGF57.1-like. Lineage: Eukaryota; Metazoa; Chordata; Actinopteri; Cypriniformes; Xenocyprididae. Bases 320 to 1981 code for a protein of 553 amino acids. The transcript has a single exon. Gene Ontology annotation, molecular function: RNA polymerase II cis-regulatory region sequence-specific DNA binding; DNA-binding transcription factor activity, RNA polymerase II-specific. Gene Ontology annotation, biological process: regulation of DNA-templated transcription. The record is from RefSeq and is a predicted model, not a curated record.